CACACACACACAAACACAAAAUCACAGCACAACCACCCCUCUGCUGUGAAAAACCUAAACCUAAACUACAUAGAGAGCAAGAGCAAAGGGAAAAGGAUCCCAAAUCCCAUCAACCCUUCAAUCGCUCGGAUUCAAUUGCAGUAUAUAAUCGGUCGAUGCUUCUUCCUGAGGGGCAAACUUGUGUUAAAUGUUCUGUUUCUCUCACAUGUCUUCUUCAAUCUUCUCUAUCACCUGUGUUAACUCUGAAAAUAAGUUUCCUCAUCAAGCCUUAAUCUUUUCCAACAGAUAUCCCAUACCUUUUCUUCUUUAUUUCAUAUACCAGAAGUUUUAUUCUUAAUUUUCGACAAGUCGUUCUUAAAUUAACUGGUUUCCGCUAUGGGUGACCCUUCAAAGGUCUUGCUUUUUGGGUCAUUCAGCGAGGAUGAAACCCGUUCUUGGCUGAAUCAGACACCUGUGAAUGCCCAAAAACCUGGCGGAAGGAAGGAAUUGCAAGUGAAUUCCUCCAACCUCGGACAGGUAUUGACGUUUGGUAGUUUUAGCAGCAUAUCUGACACACUGGUUGCUGUUCCUAAUGGACCUGGAAAUAUGCACCCCUCUGCCAUCCAGAAAGACAAUAAGGAUUUAUGUGCCAAAUCAGCUACUGAACUCUUGCCCAGUGUGCCAGAAAAUGGAAAACUUCAUAAUUCCAAUCAUUCUCAUCAUGGAGACCAUGAAAUAACUGAUGGGAUCAACUUUCGUGCACUACAUGUGUCCGAUAUUGACAGCGAGACAGAUGGAAAGUCUAUCUCAGAAUUGCCGGAUCAUGAAAGCAUAAACUUGAAUGGUGGCAUCAAUAAUCCUACAGUUGAAGCACAUCAUAAGGAGGCUCGCCUGAAGACAGAUGUCCCUGUUUUAGAUACUCGUGAGAUAUUACCUCGAGGCUUGAUCAAUUCCGGAAAUUUGUGUUUCCUCAAUGCAACAUUGCAGGCUCUUUUGUCUUGUUCUCCAUUUGUUCGGCUUUUACAGGGACUAAAAAACCGUAACAUUCCGAAGGUUGGCUAUCCUACAUUAGCUGCAUUUGCUGAGUUCAUUGGUGAAUUUGAUAUGGUCAGUGGAACCAGUGUAAAGAAGAAAGAUGUCACGGUACUUGAAAUUGGGAGGCCUUUCAGUCCUACCAUGUUUGAAGGGGUAUUGAGAAAAUUUACUCCUGAUGUAUCCAGUAGCAUUUCGGGCAGGCCUAGACAAGAGGAUGCACAAGAAUUCUUGAGUUUCAUUAUGGAUCAAAUGCAUGAUGAAUUGUUGAAGCUUGAAGGCCAGUCCCACUUCGACGGGAGAAAUUCAUCUCUGGUUUCUACAUCAGAAGAUGACGAGUGGGAGACAGUUGGGCCAAAAAAUAAAUCUGCAGUUACGAGAACACAGACUUUUCUUCCCUCAGAACUCAGUUCAAUAUUUGGUGGACAGUUGCGAAGUGUUGUGAAGGCAAGAGGGAACAAAGCCUCUGCCACGGUUCAGCCUUUUCUUUUGCUCCAUCUGGAUAUUUCUCACGAAGUUAUUCGAACUAUUGAAGAUGCCCUUCAUUUGUUUUCAGCCCCAGAAACACUUGAUGAGGCUGGAGUUGUGUCUGCCAGAAAAUCUAUCAACAUACAAGCACUUCCAAAAAUAAUGAUCUUGCAUCUGAUGCGUUUCAGCUAUGGAACCCAUGGAAGCACCAAAUUGCAUAAGGGUGUGCGCUUCCCUCUUGAACUGGUGUUAAGCCGUGACCUGCUUGUUUCCUCUUCUGUAGAGGGCCGAAAGUAUGAACUUGUCUCCACAGUAACACAUCAUGGGAGGGAAGCAUCAAAAGGGCACUACACUGCUGAUGUCCGUUACCUGAACGGCCAGUGGUUGCGGUUCGAUGAUGCAUCUGUUACUGCCAUCAACACAAGCAAAGUGUUACACGACCAGGCUUACGUUCUCUUCUACAAACAAGUAUAGAAGCAACGGCAGCUCUAACUCUGACUAUUUAUUUAGGAGCUACUUCAGCUUUCGUCGUUGUAGAGCCUUGAUAGUGUUGCCAACGGUUGCUUCUGAGAAAUGCUGCUGAGCGCUUCCAGCUGCUACAGACAGAUGUAAGAAAGUUUUGUUCGUCUUUAGUGGAGAUUAAUGUUAUUAUGUUCCAUGCUUCCAUUUGAUGGGGAAAAAAGUUUUGUUGUUGUUGCUGUAUGUGAUGAGUUUGAACGUUGUCGUGUAGAGAGCAGAGUUAUUUUGUAACUUUUAGAAGACAAUAUAGUUAAUUUGAUUCUUCGGCAUGCAUAAAUUUUGAGCAGUGUGUGCUAGACAACUGGACAAGCACACAAAUA
Sesamum indicum (sesame) is the source of this 2318-nucleotide messenger RNA. The record is from RefSeq and is a predicted model, not a curated record. Lineage: Eukaryota; Viridiplantae; Streptophyta; Magnoliopsida; Lamiales; Pedaliaceae.